This is a messenger RNA of Ziziphus jujuba (common jujube), 1710 nucleotides long. Its product is annotated as delta-aminolevulinic acid dehydratase, chloroplastic. The transcript has 13 exons. Bases 187 to 1482 code for a protein of 431 amino acids. Gene Ontology annotation, molecular function: zinc ion binding; porphobilinogen synthase activity. Lineage: Eukaryota; Viridiplantae; Streptophyta; Magnoliopsida; Rosales; Rhamnaceae. Gene Ontology annotation, biological process: heme biosynthetic process. Gene Ontology annotation, cellular component: cytosol. The record is from RefSeq and is a predicted model, not a curated record.
CAACGACGCUUGUCUGUAUAUUCCAUCGCCAUCGGUCUAUUUUCGCAGCAACUCUGUCCUCAUUGGCCUGCCUAAUUUCCAUCCGAUAGAUAAGCCCUCACUCCCCCUCUCUCUCUCUCAGCUGUAUCAUCGUCUGCGACGUUGAUUGUAUCGCGAAGCUGAGAGAAAUAUUUUGGCUGUUGGAUUAUGGCGACUGCGAUCGUCAAUGUGCCGAGCAAUGUGGGAGCGGUGAAGGGUUUGGAUUGCCAGAGCUUCGUUGGCCUCAGACCAUCACCAAAUGUGAGGAGCUUCAACUGCGUUCGGACCGCGAAAAAGAGGGGUCCUGGUCGCUUCGCAAUAAGAGCGAGCGAGUCGCCGCGCGAUGGACCCCUUAGAAAGCUUGGAAGGAGCGACGCCGAGUGCGAAGCCGACGUGGUGGCCGGAAAUGUGCCAGAAGCGCCGCCAGUGCCGCCCAAGGCGGCUGCACCUGCUGGGACUCCCGUGGUCCCUUUACUUCCACUAAGUCGGCGUCCUCGUCGAAACCGGAAGUCACCUGCAUUAAGAGCAGCAUUUCAGGAAACAACCUUAUCGCCUGCUAAUUUUGUUUAUCCACUUUUCAUACACGAAGGUGAGGAGGACACCCCUAUUGGGGCUAUGCCUGGAUGUUAUAGGCUUGGGUGGAGACAUGGACUUGUGGAAGAGGUUUCAAAGGCCAGGGAUGUUGGUGUUAAUAGCAUUGUUCUCUUUCCUAAAGUUCCGGAUGGUGUGAAGUCUCCUACAGGUGAUGAAGCAUACAAUGAUAAUGGUUUGGUGCCUCGAACUAUUCGGCUGCUUAAGGACAAAUAUCCUGAUCUUGUUAUCUACACUGAUGUUGCUUUAGAUCCCUACUCAUCUGAUGGGCAUGACGGUAUUGUCCGAGAAGAUGGAGUUAUAAUGAAUGAUGAGACAGUACAUCAGUUAUGUAAACAAGCUGUUUCCCAGGCCCGAGCUGGAGCAGAUGUUGUCAGUCCCAGUGAUAUGAUGGAUGGUCGUGUAGGAGCAAUUCGAGCCGCUCUUGAUGCUGAAGGAUUUCAUGAUGUUUCUAUCAUGUCGUAUACAGCAAAGUAUGCAAGUUCAUUCUAUGGUCCCUUUCGGGAAGCACUGGACUCAAAUCCUCGUUUUGGUGACAAAAAAACUUAUCAGAUGAACCCAGCAAAUUAUAGAGAAGCAUUGGUUGAGUCCCAUGAAGAUGAAUCUGAAGGAGCUGAUAUUCUCUUGGUGAAACCUGGUCUGCCAUAUUUAGAUAUCAUAAGGUUACUCAGGGAUAACUCUUCUUUACCAGUUGCGGCUUAUCAGGUUUCUGGUGAAUACUCAAUGAUUAAAGCUGGUGGAGUGCUCAAGAUGAUUGACGAAGAAAGGGUGAUGAUGGAGUCACUGAUGUGCUUACGAAGGGCAGGCGCUGACAUCAUCCUCACAUAUUUUGCACUUCAAGCUGCUAGAUGUUUAUGUGGUGAGAAGAGGUGAGAGUGGUAAACUCCGACAUUGUUAGUUGUGAAAGAACCUGAAUUAGAUUUCACUGAUUUGCAAGAAUUCUUUGUCUAUAUUCAAGCUGAAAUUUGAAAGACAAGGCUUUAAUAUUAUGGUACCGUGAUUGACCAAAAUAUAUAGAGUUACUUUAUGCAAUGUAAAAUGGUACGAUGAAGUUGUACUUUUGAAAUGAGUAUUUAAUGUAUUGUCCAGUUUCUUCUUGUU